ACAUGGUUUCUUGUUUUGUCGUUGAUGUCGAUCUGGUUUCUUUGUCGACUCCUAAACCAAGGCGGUUCAAUCUCGCUCGAGAAUUACAGAGCUCAGUCCUUACAAAUUCUGUCAAACACAACAUCAUCAUGUCGACCUCCGCACCAACUGCUGCCGGCGAGCAGGCCGCUCCAUCUGCAACAGCACCACUCACGCUCGACCGCCUCGCUGUGGUUGGCUGCGGUGUGAUGGGCAAGGCGAUCGUCAAGGGGCUGAUUGACAACAACUUUGUCGCUCCAGCACAUGUUACCGCCAGCGUCGCGUCCGACGACUCUGCCAGCGCACUCGGCGCCUACUUUCCUGGCUCGACCAUUGUUCGCGACAACAUCACUGCAAUCAAGAGCGCUGACGUUGUGCUUCUCUGCAUCAAGCCAUUCUACGUACGCACUGUGCUGAGCGAGCCGGCGAUCGUCGCAGCGCUUCAGGGCAAGCUGCUGAUCAGCAUCUGCGCUGGGAUUACGCUCGCCCAGUUUGCGGCACUCAUCCCAAACACACGCGUUGUGCGUGCAAUGACCAACACUCCUGCGCGCAUUCGCCAAGGCAUGACGGCCGUGUGCGGCGGCGCCGCUGCGACCAAGCAGGAUGUCCUGCUCACCGUCAAGAUGUUCCAGAAUGUCGGACGAUGCAUUGAGCUGCCAGAAACCCAAUUCGACACUGUCACUGCGCUUGCUGGUUCUGGGCCUGCAUUCGCAUUCAUGUUUAUCGAGUCGUUGGCAGAUGGUGCCGUCAUGAUGGGAAUGCCACGGAAGAUUGCUCUUGAGAUGGCUGCCCAGAUGGUGUUUGGUUCGGCAAAACUGGCGCUUGACUCGGGGGAACAUCCUGCGUUGCUCAAGGACUCUGUUACAACCCCUGGUGGCUGCACAAUUGCUGGUUUGCUCAGCCUGGAAGACAACAAGUUCCGUGGCUCGGUCGCUCGCUGCAUCGAGGCAACAUCCCGGCGCGCCAGCGAGCUUGGUCAGCCUAAAAAGUAGCAUGUGUGAACAGCUUUGAGUCAGUGCAGUGCAUAUGCGUUGGUUGUCGAUGGAAUACAAAACGUUCAUCGUCCCA
Molecule: messenger RNA, 1086 nt
Organism: Capsaspora owczarzaki ATCC 30864
Lineage: Eukaryota; Filasterea; Ministeriida; Capsasporidae
Product: pyrroline-5-carboxylate reductase
Exons: 4
Biological process (GO): L-proline biosynthetic process
Molecular function (GO): pyrroline-5-carboxylate reductase activity
Source: RefSeq, a predicted model, not a curated record